This is a messenger RNA of Musa acuminata subsp. malaccensis (wild Malaysian banana), 6704 nucleotides long. NCBI's taxonomy places the organism in Eukaryota, Viridiplantae, Streptophyta, Magnoliopsida, Zingiberales, Musaceae. The record is from RefSeq and is a predicted model, not a curated record.
GUUUCGGGGAGGCUGACCCUUUGCGGAGGGACACGCAAGGGUGUCGCCCAACUUACGCAAAACCAGCUAAGUUCAUGACAGAGGAGCAUAACUAGUAGAGAGCGAGCGAGCGAUGGUGGAGCCCAAGAAGUAGUCUAUUGCCAUUCUCCAUGCCUAGUUCACUACCAAUUGGGGCAGAGACAGUAAGGCCUCAUGGCGGGGUGAAGGUGGCCACCUAGAUGCAGCAUGAUGAAAGUAGCAAGGUGGAGGCGGCCACGAAGGGACAAAAACGAUGAGUGGCAAGCGAUAGAUGAUGAUGAGGGAUAUUUAUGGGAUUAGAAAAAAGAUACCAUCCAAAUAAAAAGUACCUAUCGGGAAAAGCACAUAAGGAGAAGCACAUAAGGAGAAGCUUUUAUAGAAAACUGUCCUAAAAGCAAUAUAUACUUUUUCUAGAAAUAUAGACGAUUGGAAGUUUAACUCCUAUGGAAAUACUAUAUGCAGCUUCUUAUAAUUUAAUUAAUUAAUUUAUUCUACUAGAUGUAUUUAGGUCUUGAAUACAUCUCCCCAAGACACUCAUCCGAGUUACCUAGUGGUGCCUGAGUAUGAUACCCCAUCUCUGGGCCCCACAGUGUAUUUUUAUGAAAUAAUCACGUAGGACAAGAGGGAUUUUGGACAAGAUCUAAGGCAUGUGUGUUUGAAUUUAUCAGGAUAUAAGAAAGAGAAAGCCAAUAGAUGUCAACUCUGCUACUCCGUUUCGUCAGCUUCUUCUCCUCCCUCCUCUGUCUCCUCCAUUCCCAUCUUCUCCAUUGACGGGCCAUUCGAGCCUCUACAUUCUUGAUCAGAUCCGUUUGCCUCAUCAUCUUCGGGCCGUAUGCAACGAUGAUGUUGAUUAAUUGUUCCCACUGCCACACCCUGCUACAGCUCCCAUCGGGGGUGUCGUCCAUGCGAUGCACCAUCUGCAAGUCCAUCACUUACGUUUCUGAUUUUUGGGGUGUCCCCAUGCCUCUGGGGGCUUCUCAUUCCGUCCCACACCCGUCACCAUCUUGGGGGCUAGCGUUGCCGCCGAUGCCGGGUGGUGGUGGGCGAAAGAAAGCGGUGAUUUGUGGGGUCACGUAUCGGAACACACGAAAUGAGCUUAUGGGGAGUAUAAAUGGUGCCAAGUGCAUGAAGUACCUCCUCAUCAAUCGCUUCAGCUUCCCGGAAUCCAACAUCAUCAUGCUAACAGAGGACGAAAGAGAUCCAUACAAGAUACCAACCAAACAUAAUAUAAGAAUGGCAAUGUAUUGGCUUGUACAAGGUUGUCAACCAGGUGACUCUUUGGUAUUCUUCUACUCUGGCCAUGGUUCACAACGAAGAGACUACAGCGGGGAAGAAGCAGAUGGUUAUGAUGAAACCCUUUGUCCUCUGGACUUUAGAACACAAGGAAUGAUUGUCGAUAAUGAAAUUAAUGCAACCAUGGUCAGGCCGCUUUCUCGUGGAGUUAAGCUUCUCGCUAUUAUAGAUGCUUGUCACAGUGGCACCAUGCUAGAUCUACCUUACCUUUGCAGAAUGAACAGGAGUGGGCACUAUGCAUGGGAAGAUCAUCGCCCAAGAAAUGGUGCUUGGAAAGGUACUAGUGGUGGAGAAGUCAUCGCAUUCAGUGGUUGUGAUGACAAUCAAACUUCUGUACAAACCACGGCUCUAUCAGGGAUUACCUCAACAGGUGCCAUGACUUACUGUUUCAUCCAAGCCAUUGAGCAAGGACAUGGGACAACAUACGGUAGCAUACUGAAUUCGAUGCGAUCCACCAUAAGAAAAACCAUCGAUUUAAAUUCCGGAGGCCCUGUCACUUCAUUCAUCACUAUGUUGUUGACUGGAGGUAGCAUGCCUGGCACACUGAGACAGGAGCCGCAGCUGACAUCAAACACAAUGUUCCAUGUUUAUGCAAAACCGUUUUCUCUGUAAUGUGUAUUUUCACUUUUGCACUUGAAGUGUCUUCUGUUGUCAUUGAUUAUGCACAUGUUUUACAUCUGUUUUGCUUGAUUUGACUGACGUUGAGAAACAUCUUCUGAGGGUUUAUCGAUUUAUUUGACAUUGGUGUAUAGGAUUUUUCUUCCAUCAAUAUAACAUUUCUUUCUAUAGCAUGCAUAAAAGAAGACUACUCCUAUGCAUGGACCCAUUAACAUAAUGAACUAGUAUUAUUGGUCAUCUUAUAUUGAGUUGGGUUGUAACAUGCUUUAUAAAUUCAAAACCCACUAGCAAAUGCCAGCCAGCUUUAAUAUCAUUCUUUAUGGUGGUUUGAUUGUGUGUGAUGCAAGAUACCAAAAAGGGUGUAUUCAUGAGAAAACAAGCCACUAUUAUGGAGAUUGUUAGAUGCUUACAACAAAGUUUUGAGUGCAAUAAAAGGAAUCAUAAAAAAAAAGGAGUAUUCAUGAGAAAACAAUCCACUAUCAUGGAGACUGUUAGAUGCUUAUAACAAAAUUUUGAAUGCAAUAAAAGGUAUCAUCCACUUCGACCGACAAUCUCAAUCUCACCUCAUUUUAAUGCAAAUCAAUAAGGCUCAAAUGGUUGGGAUUAGCAAACUUCUGUAUUGCUUGAUUUGACAGACAUUGAGGUACAACUUCUUAGGGUUUAUCAAUUUCUUUGACAUUGGUGUAUAGGAUUUUUCUUCCAUCAAUAUGCCAUUUCUUUCUAUAGCAUGCAUAAAAGAAGACUACACCUAUGCAUGGACCCAUUAACACAAUGAACUAGAGUUAUUGGUCAUCUCCGAUUGAGUGGGGUUAUCAUCAGAAAUUGCAUGCCAAUGUCUACAUGCUUUAUAAAUAUAAAACCCAUUAGCAAAUGUCAACUAGCUUUAAUGUCAUUAUUCAAGGGGGGUUGAUGCUGUGUGAUGCAACAUUACAAAAAGGGAGCAUUCAUGAGAAAAAAGCCACUAUUAUGGGGAUUGUUAGCUGCUUAUAACAAAAUUUUGCUUAUAAUAAAGCCACUUUAUACAUUAUACUUAAAUAAUGUAUAAAGUGUUGUUUAAAAGAAUUCACAUCGUAAAUAACAAAUUUUAGUGGGAAUAAAUGGAAGAAAAGCUUGCCUGUAGAAAUUAUGCUUUCAUUAAUUGUUGCUCUAUAAAAAGAUUUGAUGUGAUAUUUAAUGCACGAGUAAUCUUCUUUGAGGAUUUUAUUUGAGCUUGCGGGCUUGCAAGGCCAAGGUAUUUGUGCCAUUUGAUUGGGCUGCACUGGGUUGAUAAAGCACAUAUAACACUGCUAUUUACCACGAAGGGGAUUGCCAAACCUUCUACCACGCUCAUGACCUUCUUCCUCUUUGAACAAACACAAUCCUAUGCUCGGGCAAUCACAUAUAAAGGGAGUUCUGAAGCCAGAUGCAGGUCCAAUGUGCACCUAGCACUUUCAUUGAACAAAAAACAGGCACACUAAAGGUGUUGCAACAACCCUCAGACAUAUAACAUAGGUCCUAUUAUACCCGGUGAUAGUAAUUUCUGCUUAUGAAAGUACUAUCAUAAACCCGGUUUUGUAAGAUAGAAUCAGAAACAAAAAACAAAAAACACUGAUAACAGAUCAAAACUGGUUUGAUGAUAGUACUUUCUGCUUAUGAAAAACACUCAAAAACACCAAAAAGCAAUGGAAAACAAGAAUUGAAAUGACAUGUCGAAUACCUUGACUGCAUUGCUCCAUGACAUUCUCCCCCAUUUAUUUCUUCAACGCUCUCAUCAAAGCCUUCUUGUAUGUUGCAAAUUGAUUAUACUUAGCCGCAAUGUGCUUCUCAGCUUCUAUUGUUAAGUGGUUGACUUUGAUCCACCCACUUUGUUGCAACUUGUCGCCGAGGUGGUUCAGUUGGGGAAGUUGGCUGGGUUGGAACACUUUUCGCUGAAUCCUUUGGAUUUUUUAGUCAGCAAAAGAAGAACCUUCAUGCUUGCGUUCGAGUCCCCUUGAGGUGUUACCCUGCAAGAGCUUGACUGGUUGGAGUUAGCGUAAUAUUACAGAACUUGAAGCGUCUAUGCUACUCUUGUGAUGUUUGGCCCUUGCAUCUUCUAUCCCAUCACCAUCUUCUCGAAAUAGGUUCGCACUAUCUCCAUUUUUGUGGUAACUCGCCGAGAGGAUAGUGCAUGGACAUACCACCUUCAAUGUAGCCAAUAACCCAAUGGUGAGGAGUUUAUGGUUGCUGAAUUCUGAGCACUUUAAAGGGACUUCUAUUUGAUACAAAGGUCCACUAUGUAGGUGAGGAGAAUUGGGUUACUCUGAUUGGCUUCAUCUAAAUUCCUCGGGUUGUACUCCUUGCUUUGAGUUAGUUACUUGAUUUUGUCCACUUUUUGUCGUCGCAUUUCUGAGUACUAGAAGUGUUGCUCAAGCUUGAGUUAAAUUAAGAUCUCGUAGAACCUUUAUCAAACAAACUUGGCCACACCUUUAGGAUCACACAUGCUCCAUUUGCAACGAGAAUUAUGCUCUUCCCUCUACAGCAUAAGUUUGGUCAACACUCGGAAGACUCACCAUUGUGAUACCAUGCCUCAUCCUCUAAUGUUCAUGGCUUUCUAUUCGAUGCUUUCUCGACCAAGUUCUUUUUGGAUGGACUCGAGGUCCUCGCAAUGCCGUGCCUCUACUAAUCAGUUGCUUUUGCACACCUGGUGACAUAGAAAGCAUUUCUCUUUUGAUCCUUUGCCAAUCUAAAUAUAACUUUUCAGUGUGAUCAUCACCAUUUGCUUGUCGCAGGGUCUCGCCAACAUUGAUUGUUUGGCCAUUUGCUUGACAUUCACGAUUGCUCGCCUGAUCUCACCACUCAAAAGGAUCGGGAUACCCACAAGCAAAGAUAAGCUCUGAAGAUUUUCUCACUCCAAAAAUGAUGUCCAACGUGGAUGGUCUACUAGAUUUUUGACUCAAUCACUGAAUUCAAACUUCCAUUCCACUUUUUAUUCUUAUGGAAAGGGCUUCGGUGACUGAGUUGUUGUUAAGUUGGUAUAUUCUUCAAGAGCGUCAGUCUCAAUGGACCAUUGCCCCAUGCUAAGGCCUUCUGACUCCGGCUACAUUGUUGUGGGAUGAGUCAAGUCUUUCCGCUUCGAUUCCUUCAUCACUUGCUUAACUGAGAGUACAUGUGUCCGUCGAAGCUCUCUUCGAAAGUGUCACCAUGCAUGGAGAGUCACCGUCUCAUCUUUUGAUGUUUUUCAUGGAAAUUCCAAGGUCUAGAAAAUUAUAAGUGUCUCAUCUUUGAUGAUUUUCAUGGAAUUCAACAAAUGGUUAAGCAGGGACAUCCUUCAUUGUUAUGUGCCAUGCUCUUGUGCUCACAAAUAAGCAUUUCCUGCUGACAUAGAGUUUCAUCAUUUUGUUUUGAUUUAUACCGAUACAAAUGUUGCAAGUAACAGAGUGCUUUUCUCUUCUUUCGAGGACAUACAAAGAGGCAUCUUUUGUCCUCUGGAUGGAGUCUGUUUGUGGGUGCGAAAAGGCUUUAAGCUGGUGAUUCUGUAUUGUUUAUCAGCAAGCAGGAACCCAUUCACUGUGUACUAUAAUCCUAGGUACAUUGUUUUGCUUUUGUUCGAUCUCCACGUUUUAAAAUGUGGAGAAAGCUAUUGAUUUUCAAGUGUUAAGUGCAAAAGGAUCAUUUCGGUCGGUGCCUUGACCACAGUCUUUGACAUUUUUAAGGACGGUAGAGUUGAAGAUGCUUAGCAGUUUUUAUUUCAAUCUGAAGAAAAUGGAGUUCCUGUGGAUAUAUUUGUUUACUCUCUUGUGGUGGAUGGACUUUUCAAGUCAGGUUAUCUCGAAAGAGCUCUACAUCUCUGUGGAAGCAUGAAAAAGAAAGGGAUUUACCCAAAUGUUGUCAUCUACAAUUCCGUAAUCAAUGGUUUGUGCCAGCAAGGAUGUCUAAAUGAAGCAUUCAACAGUUGUUGGUGCUUUGUCUACGGAAGGUUUCCUGGAUGAUUCAUGCCAAUUAUUUAAAAGGAUGAUCAUUAAGGGUAUUAUCAGUUUAUAACAAACUGAUAAGUUGGCAUAGCAGCUGUGGAUUGGUUGAAGAAGCCUUGGAUCUCAUCUCAAAUUUGGAAAAGAAUUGUUUGAAUUCAGAUGGGUAUACAAUUGCUGCUAUCCUAAAUGAGUUUUGUGAAGGUGCCCUAGUUUUCUUUAUUGACUACAAAAGCAGAGGAUGUUUUCCAGAUUUCUUGGGUUUCAUGAAUCUCAUGGUGGGACUUUUUGCAAAAGGAAGGAUGGAGGAAGCAAGGAGCAUUUUGAGGGACAUGCUAAAGUGUGCUGAAACUGUAGAUCUGAUAAAUAAUGCUGGAGAUGAGUUUCAUGUGGAGUCAGUCUCAUAUCUCUUGCAUGUGAGCAAGGAAGAAUCAAGGAAGUCAUACUUGUUCUUAAUGAAAUUGGUUAUUUGUCUAUAUCUUCCUCAAGAUCUAACAUUGGUAGAGUGUUUCUGAAACUAAAGGAGCUGCAUGGUUCAGGUGUUUCAGAUACAGAAAACAAGAUUAGAUGGAAGAGGUGUUCAUCGUCUACUGGUAGCUCAUGUUCAUAGGACUAUAUAAAAGAUGGAGAUAGUGACAAGGAUAUUAAUGGAUGUUUCAUGGGAAAACCACUAGGCUAUGACUUUGCAACCUACCAUUCCAUCAUUCCAUUGUUAUGUCAGCGAGGGGACCUGCAGAAGGCUAACGAAGCAGCAAGAACAAUUCUUCAAAAUCUACAGAAAGUCUCCUAUCACUCCAUCACAACUCUUUGAGUGAGUUUUGUGAGGGACUGGAUAAUGUUCAAGUAUGU